Rattus rattus (black rat) is the source of this 2110-nucleotide messenger RNA. It is a transcript of the gene Dyrk4, whose product is annotated as dual specificity tyrosine phosphorylation regulated kinase 4. Gene Ontology annotation, molecular function: ATP binding; protein serine/threonine kinase activity; protein serine/threonine/tyrosine kinase activity. Gene Ontology annotation, biological process: peptidyl-threonine phosphorylation; peptidyl-serine phosphorylation. Lineage: Eukaryota; Metazoa; Chordata; Mammalia; Rodentia; Muridae. Gene Ontology annotation, cellular component: nucleus. The coding region runs from base 1 to 1914 and encodes 637 amino acids. The record is from RefSeq and is a predicted model, not a curated record. The transcript is spliced from 15 exons.
AUGCAGCUCCUCCCACUUCCUGCCCUCACCUGGACAGAAACUAAAAUGGAUACGAACAAGGCAAGGAAACGUAGUUUGACAACCUUCCCAGUUUUGAAAGCAAGAAAGAAGCAGAGUUUCACCUCCGUGAAGGUUGAGAGUAAGCCUUUGGUUCAACUCCAGAAGCCAUCCUCCAAGACCAAGAAGCUGAGAUCAAACCGAUGUUCACAAAAGGUAGGGGGCAGCAGUGCAUUCCCUUUUGUGAACACAAAGGCGAAGAAGAACGCAGUUAACUUUCCCCACAUUGGCAACAAAACCCUACCAAAGGGGACCAUGUUGUAUCAGGAAAAUCAGAUUCAUAAUCAACUGCUGUCCUCUGAACUCAAGACCUCAGAAAUACCUUUCAGCUUUAGCACCAAAGCCCAAGACACCAAAGCCCAAGACACCAAGCUCCAUCCAGAACUACCAAAGAAGCACAAAGUCCCUCUUACAGCAGCAGAGGCCCUAAAGUUUUUUAAGAAUCAGCUGUCCCCUUAUGAACAAAGCGAAAUCCUGGGCUACUCGGAGCUGUGGUUCCUAGGGCUUGACGCCAAGAAGCUCAACGUGGUUCCGGAGAAGUUCAGCAAGACAAGCUUUGAUGACGAGCACGGUUCCUAUGUCAAGGUCCUGCAUGACCACAUUGCCUACCGAUACGAGGUUCUGGACAUGAUCGGGAAAGGGUCCUUUGGACAGGUGGCCAAGUGCUUGGAUCACAAAAACAAUGAGUUGGUGGCCCUGAAAAUCAUAAGGAACAAAAAGAGAUUUCACCAUCAGGCUCUGGUGGAGCUGAAGAUCCUGGAGGCCCUCAGAAGAAAGGACAAAGACAACACCCACAACGUAGUCCACAUGAAGGACUUCUUCUACUUCCGGAAUCACCUCUGUAUCACCUUUGAACUCCUGGGAAUCAACCUGUAUGAGUUGAUGAAGAAUAACAGCUUUCAAGGCUUCAGUCUGUCCAUAGUUCGGCGCUUCACCCUUUCUGUUUUGAAAUGCUUACAAAUGCUUUACGUAGAGAAAAUCAUCCACUGUGACCUCAAGCCGGAAAAUAUUGUGCUGUACCACCGGGGCCAAGUCACUGUUAAAGUUAUUGACUUUGGGUCAAGCUGCUAUGAACACCAGAAAGUUUAUACAUACAUCCAAAGCCGGUUCUACCGAUCCCCCGAGGUGAUUCUGGGCCACCCCUAUAACAUGGCCAUUGAUAUGUGGAGCCUGGGCUGUAUCAUGGCUGAGCUGUACACCGGAUACCCACUGUUCCCUGGGGAGAACGAGGUGGAGCAGCUGGCUUGCAUCAUGGAGGUGCUGGGCCUGCCACCUACCCACCUCAUCCAGACAGCCACCAGAAGACAGAUAUUCUUCGAUUCCAAAGGUCUUCCCAAAAAUAUAACCAACAACAGAGGGGAAAAAAGAUACCCGAAUUCCAAGGACCUCCCGAUGAUGGUGAAAACCUAUGACUCCAGCUUCCUGGACUUUCUCAGAAGGUGUUUGGUGUGGGAGCCUUCUCUGCGCAUGACCCCUGACCAGGCCCUCAAGCAUGCCUGGAUUCAUGAGCCGAGGAAAUUCAAACCACGGCCCAGGCCACAGAUCCAAAGGAAGCCUGGUGUGAGUAGCUCCUCUGAGAUAAGCAAGGACAAGACUGAAGAGCACCAGGCCAGCAAAGGCACAAAAGAUGAGGCCACCAAAGAAACUACAGACAAGUUGAAAGAUGAGCCUGAGAAGCACCCUGAGAAUUCGGGCAAACGGCAGAGCUCUAUCCAGCACUUAGCAAACACAGUCCAGCUGCCUAAUCUAGCAGAAGCUUCUGGAAAGCCAGAGGCUGUUGCUGGGUCAGAGAUGUCCGAAGAACAACAAUGCACCUCCUCCCCCAAGAGCACAAACAUUUUACCACCCAUCAUGUGACCCUUGUGGAGGGCGUGUCCUGUCCCUCCACCCCCACCAUCGAUUUGUAUUAGAGAAGGCACUUUGAUUGUACAAUACUUCACACUGCUUUUUUAUUGCAUAAAGGUUUGUAAGAAAAAUCAAACUCUACUCACAUGGUGAGUUGGCAUGAUUCCUCCAGAGGAGGUUGGCGGGGUUGGGAGAUGGGGGUGAACUU